AGUUCGGUAAAAUACAAAUAAGUAGCAUGAUGAAUUGUGGGCCACUUACUAAAAAAAAGAGUUUAGUGAACUUCUCUUCAUAAUAAUUUUUAUACUAAUCGAAAUUUUACAAGUUUAAAUAUUUUUUACAAGUAAUGCCUCGUCUAUAUGUUGGCAGAUUAAAUAAUCGUGUUAUAGAAAGAGACUUGAAAAAGUUUUUUGACAACUAUGGAAAGAUUCGUGAUAUAAUGAUGAAAAAUGGCUACGCUUUUGUUGAUUUUGAUGACUAUCGCGAUGCUGAUGAUGCUGUCUAUGAUCUUAAUGGAAAGGAGUUAAUGGGAGACAGAGUGAUUAUUGAACAUGCAAAAGGCAUUGAGCGUGGAUCUGGCGGUGCACCCUAUGGAAGAGAACGAUUUAAAGAUGACAGAAGUGGAUUUGGCCGAAAACAAAGAGCUCGUGAUAAGUAUGGACCUCCUGUUCGAACAAAAUGGAUGUUACGCGUUGAAAAUCUGUCAUCAAGAGUCAGUUGGCAGGACUUAAAAGAUUAUUGUCGGCCUCAUGCUGAAGUAACUUAUGCAGAUGCUCAUCGAAAAGAAAGAGGGGUGGCAUGUAUUUGUACAUCAACAUACGAAGAUAUGAAAAAUCUUAUUCGAAAGAUUGACAAUACAGAAUUAAAUGGGAAAAAAAUCAGAGUUCUUGAUGAUAGAGGUUCGGCAUCUCGAUCUCGUUCUCGAUCUCGAAGUAGGCAAAAAUCUAGAAGUGUGUCACGAUCAAGGAGUCGUUCAAGAUCGCGAAGUAAGAGAGAAAAAUCUCGAAGUAAAUCCCGAAGUAAAUCAAAAUCGCGUUCUAGAUCUCCUGAACCCGUAAAAUCUGGGGAACGAAGUCGCUCGCGAUCUAGAAGCAGCCCAAAAAGGUCUCGUUCACGGUCUCGUUGAUUCUUCAAAGAAUGAAUGUUUAAAUACAAAAAUCAAACACUUGUUAUCAUCAAAACGAUCUUAAAUAAUCGAUAAUAUUAAUGCCAGUACUGUUGUCUCUGUAUUAGAUCGUAGCAUGUCGGUUUAUUAUUGAAAGACUUGUAAUUUUGUCAAUACUAUAAUUCUAUUUUAUUACAAUAUUCAUAUAUAUGUGUAUAUAAUAUUGGAA
Messenger RNA from Hydra vulgaris (swiftwater hydra), 1122 nucleotides. RefSeq names its product serine/arginine-rich splicing factor 6. The record is from RefSeq and is a predicted model, not a curated record. NCBI's taxonomy places the organism in Eukaryota, Metazoa, Cnidaria, Hydrozoa, Anthoathecata, Hydridae. Gene Ontology annotation, molecular function: RNA binding.